Helianthus annuus (common sunflower) is the source of this 2344-nucleotide messenger RNA. Its product is annotated as E3 ubiquitin-protein ligase RNFT1. NCBI's taxonomy places the organism in Eukaryota, Viridiplantae, Streptophyta, Magnoliopsida, Asterales, Asteraceae. The transcript is spliced from 7 exons. Gene Ontology annotation, molecular function: ubiquitin protein ligase activity. Gene Ontology annotation, biological process: positive regulation of ERAD pathway. Bases 668 to 2002 code for a protein of 444 amino acids. The record is from RefSeq and is a predicted model, not a curated record.
UGUCGCCGUAUAUCAUGAAGAUGCUCUUUCUCAUGCCGUCGUCCUGUUUUCAGACACGCUCUCCUCUCUUCCUUCCUUCCUUUCACUAUUAUUUCCACACCAUUUCAACCCUCAUUUUUCUCAUCUAAUCCCAACACAAAACCCUAAAUUCAUCUUCAAAUUUCAACCCUCUUCCGUAAUUUCAUCCUUAUUUCCACCGAUUUGCACUCUAUCCAGCUCCUAGAUCAUCGAUUAACGUGUGAACCAACAAAUUAGGGGUUUUUUUAAUACAUAAAUUGAUGGAAACACCUGCUACAACGACCUCGGAUGCUUACGUCAGCAAUUCCUCUUCAUAAUUCAACUCUCUGACUUUUUUAUCUGUAAAUUUCAUCGCUAUUUCGACCCAUUUACAGUGUAUCCAGCUCGAAGAUCAUCGAUUAACGUGUGAACCAAGAAAUAAGGUGUUUGACUGUGUGAAUUUCGCAAGGUUAGGGUUUAUUUUAUUCAUAAACAGCUGCUACAACGAAUUCGGGUGCUUACGUCAGCAAUUCGUCAUCAUAUUUCAACCCUCUGAUCUUUUAAUCUGUAAAUUUCUUCGUUAUUUCGACUGAUUCGCAGUGUAUUCAGCUCGAAUAUCAUCGACUAACGUGUGAACGAAGAAAUUAGGGCUUGUUUUAUACAGAAAUUGAUGGAAACAGCUGAUACGACGAAUUCGGAUGCUUACGUCAGCAAUUCGUAUCCAGUUUCGUUGAAUGAUUCGUCUUCAACGUCGUCUUCUUCGUUUCCUGUAGUUAGGUUCUUACAAGCUCCUGUAACUACUUUAUUUGAGUACUCUGGGUUUUUGAGACCCAGGUUAAGUAAUGAUGAAUCCGAAAGCUUGAAUCUGUUAAAUAAUAAUAAUAGUAGUAGUAGUAAUAAUCACAGUUUGAGUGAUUCUGGCGGUGUGAGUGGUAACGAUGUUGUGGGGAAUAGUGAGGGGGAUGUUUCGAUUCGGAUAAUUGGGGAUGGAGAGCAGGAGGGGGGCGGUGGGGAUGACGGUGGUGAGUCGGUUGUGUUGAGUGGUGGUGGAGAGAGGGAGGUGGCUGAUUCUAGUGAUGUGGAUGGUAGGAGUAGUGGUAAUAGUGAUUCAUUGAAUCAGCAGAGGUAUGAUUUGCAGCAGGUUUCGAGGUGGAUUGAGCAGGUGCUUCCGUUCUCGUUGUUGUUGAUUGUCGUCUUCAUUCGGCAACACUUGCAAGGUUUCUUUGUAACAAUCUAUGUAACCGCUUUCAUGUACAAGUCAAACGAUAUUCUACGAAAGCAGACAGCUUUAAAGGGGGAGAGAAGAUUAUCCGUUCUUAUUGGCUAUAGUAUGAUCUUUAUGUUUCAUGUGGUUGGAGUAUACUGGUGGUAUCAGAAUGACGAUCUUAGCUAUCCUUUGUUCAUGAUUCCACCAAAAACAAUACCGCCAUUUUGGCAUGCUAUAUUCAUAAUAAUUGUAAAUGAUACAAUGGUUCGGCAGGCAGCUAUGACUUUAAAGUUGGUGCUGCUUAUGUACUAUAGAAAUAGCAGAGGCCAUAAUUUCCGUAGGCAGGGUCAGAUGCUGACGCUGGUAGAGUACGCCUUGUUGUUAUACCGUGCGUUCUUGCCUGCUCCAGUUUGGUACCGAUUCUUUUUGAAUAAAGAAUACGGAAGCCUGUUUUCUUCUUUGAUAACAGGGUUAUAUUUGACUUUUAAGCUUACAUCGGUAGUGGGGAAGGUUGGAUCCUUCUAUGCUGCAUUGAAGGCGUUAUCACGGAAAGAAAUGCAUUACGGGUCAUAUGCAACACCAGAAAAGGUAAGCGAGGCAGGUGACAUGUGUGCCAUAUGCCAAGAAAAGAUGCAGGCCCCUAUAUUGCUGUGUUGUAACCACAUCUUCUGUGAAGACUGUGUUUCAGAAUGGUUUGAAAGAGAGAGGACGUGCCCAUUAUGCAGGGCUCUAGUUAGACCAGCUGACAUACGGUCGUUUGGUGAUGGUUCCACUAGUCUUUUCUUCAGAUUGUUUUAAAUUUCAAAUAUCACCACCCGGGUUUCUGCUUGGUUAAGUCUCACUCUUAACCGGGGCUAUGGUAAUUCUUUUCAUUUUCUUCUCAAAUAGUACAGCUGAGCUUCUGAUAUGUGACACUCAGAAAUACGAUAUGCAAGAGGAUUCUUUAAUGCCUGCUGUUUGCUUGCAUUUGUGCAUAGUGAAAUUGGCAACAAAACUAGUGAUUAACAGUAACAUGGAUGGAGUCAUUUCACUUACUACCAUGGUUUGUAGUUUGACUUUUGAUUGAAAAAGGUUAUAUAAAGAUGUGUGUCAAUGCUUAAUAAUUUUAGUCAAUACACGGGUCAAAGAGUCAUUUCAUUG